Messenger RNA from Arthroderma uncinatum, 3690 nucleotides. RefSeq lists its product as uncharacterized. Gene Ontology annotation, cellular component: eukaryotic translation initiation factor 2B complex. Gene Ontology annotation, biological process: biosynthetic process. Lineage: Eukaryota; Fungi; Ascomycota; Eurotiomycetes; Onygenales; Arthrodermataceae. The record is from RefSeq and is a predicted model, not a curated record. Gene Ontology annotation, molecular function: zinc ion binding; translation initiation factor activity; guanyl-nucleotide exchange factor activity. Bases 1 to 3690 code for a protein of 1229 amino acids. The transcript has 9 exons.
AUGCCUCCAAAGGCCGCGAGACAGAGAGGAGGAGGCGGAGGAGCGCCUAGAGGUAAUAAGAAGCGCGGCGAAGGAGCCUCUAGGCGUAGGGACCCGAUGCUAGAUGAGAGACAACAGCCCUUUCAGGCCGUGGUCGUCACCGAUAUCUUCGAAACGCGAUUCGAACCAUUUACGCUUGAGAAACCCAGGUGUCUAUUGCCUAUUGCCAAUACCCUGUUGAUUGACUACACGCUCGAAUUUCUCUCCAAUGCCGGUGUGGAGGAGAUAUUGCUAUAUGCUGGCGCACACGCCGAUAUGCUGGAAACCUAUCUCAACGGCUCAAAGUGGAAAUCAGACAUAUCACCAUUUACAAAAGUUCGGCUUAUCAGAACGGCAGCCACCUCAUUUGGAGAAGUUAUGCGCGAUCUACACGAGAAACAUUUAAUGAAUGGUGACUUCCUCCUCGUUAACGGCGAUAUUAUCGGCAAUAUUCCGCUUGAGCAAGCAUUGAUUGAACAUCGUGCCCGUCGACAGACAAGUCGAAAUGCCAUCAUGACCAUGAUCCUUAGAGAAGUCGGGGAAUCGAAUAGAGUCCGCAAGAGCGCGGAUGCACCCUUAUUUGUCAUUGAUCCCACCAAAGAUAGGUGUUUACACUAUGAAGAGCUUCAAUAUCACCCGCAGGAUGGAUACGACUUACCGUCUAACCUAGAGAUAGACCCGGAGCUCCUUGAUGCGCAUGCUGAGAUUGACGUUCGCAACGACCUGUAUGACUGCCGCAUCGAUAUCUGCACGCCGGAGGUCCUUGGGCUGUGGGCAGAUAGCUUUGACUACCAGUCUCCGCGCACUCACUUUCUGCACGGCGUGUUAAAGGACUACGAACUCAAUGGAAUGACCAUCCACACUCACAUCAUGAAGGACCACUACGCGACACGAGUCCAAAAUCUGCAUGCCUAUGAUAUCGUCAGCCGAGAUGUGAUAGGACGAUGGACUUUCCCUCUCUGCCCAGACACCAACCUCUUCCCUGGCUAUUCCUACAGUUUCAAGAGAAAUUUCGUCUACCAAGAACAGGGUGUUGUGUUGGCUCGGUCUGCGACGAUUCAUAGUCGAACGGUGAUCGGCAAGGGGACAACGAUCGGUGAAGGUGCCGUCAUUACCAACAGCGUCAUCGGCCGAAGGUGCAAGAUUGGCAACAAUGUUGUCCUUGACGGAGCGUACAUCUGGGACGAUGUGGUCGUUGGCGAAGCGACUGAGAUAAAGCAUGCCAUUGUAGCCAACGGCUCGGUUAUCGGGGACAAGUGCCGCAUCGAACCUGGCGCGUUGCUGUCAUACGGCGUCAAGAUCUCUAAUGGAACUUCGAUACCGGAGAGCAUGAGCAUUACCAAGUUCCAGAGGGAUGCCGACCAGAAAGUACCGAACGAUGAGAAGCUCGUUGGAAAGGGCGGCGAGGGAUUCGAGUUCGUUUCAGAGGAGGAUGAGGACGAGGAAGAGAUUGAUUUUAUCCCAGGUCUAUUAUACAAUAUGGCCGAGUUGUCACUCUCCGACGCAUCCAUAUCAACUCUUACAUCGGAGAAGUCAGAAGACGGUGGCUUUGGCUUCCGCUCCAGGUCCGGUAGUGUCAGUACAACUGCCUCUGACGAUGACGGACGAGACCAGUUCCAUCACGACGCCGUCUCCAGCGUAUUCGACGGCCUCAAAGAAGGUCUUAGCGCGGAAGUAGUACAGCUUGAGCUUGUUGGGCUACGUAUGAGCGCCAACGCCUCUGAGCACCAAGUCCGCCGUGCAGUAGUAAUGUCGUUUAUGAAAUACAUCCAGCAUGUCACGGAAGCGGGCACCGUUGGCCUCGCCGACUCCGUGCGCGAAGUCUUUACAAAGUACAAGGAUACGAUUAUGCGAAUCGUGUUUGACCACGACAAGGACGACAAGCCGGACCAGGUUGACUUGUUGCUGCUGUUCCAGAAAGAUCUGACGGAGCGGAAUAAGGGCGGUAAUAUAUUGCUCUUUACCGCGAAGGAGCUCUACGACCUGGAGAUUGUGGAUGCAGAAGCCUUUUCGCAGUGGUGGGAGGAUGAGAGGAACGCGGGUGCUACGCCCUUACCUGUGCCAGUUUCAAGCAUGGAUUCGGACGAGGAGUUUAUGACCGAUGCGUCGAGCCCGGAGGCGUUUCUAGAUACACAGGGCAGCGAUGACGAGAGCUUAGGAGACGAAUUUGAAGACGACCUUGGAGGCUCCUUCACCUACGAGAAGGAUAUCAAGCCCGUACGGCAACCAUACGAGACAGAUUCCACGGCUCUCAGCCCAGGAGACAUCACGCGUGAACAAAAUGUGCAGAUUAACGAGGUCUCCUCUAUACUUGGCCUGCCGGCAGAGAACGCCGCCAUCCUACUACGGUUCAGCCGCUGGAACAGGGAGAAAUUGAUAGAAUCAUACAUGGAUCACCCCGAGAAGACACUCGAGGAGGCAGGCCUUGGGUCGACCUUCUCAUUGAAUCCAAAGACAGAAGUCAUGCCUGGCUUCAUGUGUGAGAUCUGCUGCGAGGAUGGUUCGGACCUACAGACUUAUGCGAUGCGUUGUGGACAUAGAUUCUGCGUGGAUUGCUACAGCCACUAUCUAGGACAGAAGAUCAGAGAGGAAGGGGAGGCUGCGAGGAUAGAAUGUCCACAGGAUCAGUGCCACCGGAUCGUUGAUUCGAAGUCUCUCGAUUUACUUGUCUCGGAGUCGCUGAGGGAUCGUUACCGUGUCCUACUGAUACGGACCUAUGUCGACGACAUGCCAAACUUGAAAUGGUGUCCAGCCCCUAAUUGUGAAUACGCGAUUAGGUGUGGCGUCAAAGAGAGAGACCUGAACCGUGUUGUCCCAACAGUAUACUGCACCUGCAGCUUCGGCUUCUGCUUCGGAUGCGAUGUGGGAGACCACCAGCCAUGUCCAUGUGCCCUCGUGAAGAAAUGGGUAAAGAAGUGCAAGGACGAUUCAGAAACCGCAAACUGGAUCUCGGCCAACACCAAAGAAUGUCCAAAGUGCCAUUCUACCAUCGAGAAAAACGGAGGCUGCAACCACAUGACAUGUCGAAAGUGCAAGCACGAAUUCUGCUGGAUGUGUCUUGGUCCUUGGUCCGAACAUGGCACAAGCUGGUACAACUGCAAUCGAUUCGAAGAGAAAGGCGGCACCGACGCGCGGGAUUCGCAAACUCGUUCGCGCCAGUCCCUCGAGCGCUAUCUCCAUUACUACAACCGCUUCGCCAACCACGAGCAAUCGGCCAAGCUCGACCGAGACUUGUUCCUUAAGACUGAGAAGAUGAUGGUGAACCUCCAGUCCCAGUCUGGCCUGUCCUGGAUCGAAGUACAGUUCCUCGACACGGCGUCACGGACGCUGCAGGAAUGCCGACAGACGCUGAAGUGGACCUAUGCGUUCGCCUUCUACCUUACCCGGAAUAACCUGACUGCCAUCUUUGAGGAUAACCAGCGAGAUCUCGAGAUGGCCGUUGAGAACCUGAGUGAGAUGUUUGAGAAGCCAAUCUCGGAGCUGGCGGGAUUAAAAGUAGAUAUCCUGGACAAGACGGCGUACUGUAACAAGCGACGAGUUAUACUGCUGUCCGACACGGCUGAGAAUCUGAAGGCUGGUAUGUUCUCCUCCUACGCUACUUCGAUCAUGAGUGAUGCUAAUCUUUGGGCAAACGAUAUAGGCGAAUGGUCAUUUAUUGUAGACUUGAAAUGA